Molecule: messenger RNA, 693 nt
Organism: Cryphonectria parasitica EP155
Lineage: Eukaryota; Fungi; Ascomycota; Sordariomycetes; Diaporthales; Cryphonectriaceae
Exons: 2
Coding region: 1-693 (230 amino acids)
Source: RefSeq, a predicted model, not a curated record
AUGGACUCAUCAAUGACGAACGUCAGCCAGAUACGGUGCGACGCUAUUCUUGUUGAGCGAGACAGAGCACCAAGUCUGCAUCUACCCCAUCUAUACUUGGAAGACAUCAGAAAGAAGGCCGAGAGUAAUGAUCUGGGGAGUAGUGAUGUUCUCGCUUGGCUGUGGGCUACCAUCGCCUGCCCGGUUCUGACCGCCCUCGGGUUUGUUCAGCCUCCUUCGACUUACAAGAACUUGCCACGCAUGUGGUGGGUCCCAACCGGCCCGCUGAGCAGAUUCGCGCUCCACGCAGCUUAUUACCACGGCAAGCGGUCCUAUGAGACGGUAUCGAUAGGACAAGGGAUAUUCGCAACUCGAUGUCCCUCAAGAACAUCGAUCUCCAAACGCCAAGACGUACUGUGGAAUCUGCCUGACUGCAGAGUGUUCCAUUUCGCUGGCCACGCCCACGCCGAUGACCAGAACCCACCCAACAGCCAGCUACGCCUGCACGACUGGAAAGACAACCCCCUCCGCAUGCCAGACCUUCUCGACCUCAACCUCAAUGCUCACGCGCCAUUUCUUGCGUACCUCUCGGCCUGUGAGACCGGCCGAAUCAGGAAUGACUUAUUUCUCGACGAGUGCACACAUCUGAUCAACGCAGUCCAGCUCGCGGGCUUCCGGCACGUCAUCGGUACUUGGCCCCAAGACAUGCUGUAA